Scheffersomyces coipomensis is the source of this 4002-nucleotide messenger RNA. RefSeq lists its product as uncharacterized. The transcript has 7 exons. Lineage: Eukaryota; Fungi; Ascomycota; Pichiomycetes; Serinales; Debaryomycetaceae. Gene Ontology annotation, molecular function: protein kinase activity. The record is from RefSeq and is a predicted model, not a curated record. Gene Ontology annotation, biological process: signal transduction; protein phosphorylation. Bases 1 to 4002 code for a protein of 1333 amino acids.
AUGUCUGAGGACUUAUUGAUUCUAAAGUACAGUUUUAACUUGUAUUCUAAGGUGAAAGAUGGUGAUUAUGUCGUCGAUACAUCAGAUCAAGAACCAUUAGAUCAGUACCAUUCUUCACUCCAACCAUUACUACAAUUAAUUACUGAAAAUCAUGAACAAGAUAAAGUCAACUUUAACAAGAUUGUGGAAAUCCUAGAUCCUGAUAAUGUGAUUAAUGAUAGAGCUAAGGUUAUCUCAAUUUGGCAUCGGUAUAGUAGGUUAGAUGUGUUUGAAAGGUUGGAAUAUAACGCAUUGGAAUUAAACGCUACUGCAAACAAUUUUAUUAAAUAUUUGUACACCUGUUGGAACUCAAAUUAUUCUUCUUCCCACAUUCAGAUUGAUGAUAUACGGACCAUGUUCAUUACUAUGGUAAACCUUAGCGUAGAUCCAACUAAGUUAAUAAAUACUGAAUUUCGAAUUCCACCUGUUGAAGAGAUAUCAUUUAGUACCUUACUUGGACAAAAUAAGAGACCAAAUAAGAUAAACAAAUAUAUUGGCCUCUUUCAACCUCAAUCCAGAAUCAGAAGUGGCAUGCAUCAAGCAUCUGAUUUCAUCAAAUUUAGUUUAAGAUUUGAUCUCAAAACUUACGACAAGCUUACCUUUAAUAUUAGGAUUCCAACUUUACACUCAUAUUUUGAUUCAGUUUUGGAACAAGGAAACGUAAAUGCUUUCAAUACCAAUACCUUAAAUCUUAUAGAACCAUCGUUGACUAAGAAUAUUGGCUUGACUUUAGAUGCUAAACCUACUGGUGUUUCUUUAGAAAUGAAAGGAAAUUUGUUUAACAUCGUUCCAGACGGAAAAAUUAAAAUAGAUGAAGCUCACACUAUACCAAUUGAAAUUAAAAAAGAUUUGAGUCUUGUUUAUAAAAAAUUUAAAGAGAGUACCGAUCUUAAGUGGAAACUCCCAUUUUGUCAAGUCUACUCUCAACUCUUUAGAGAGUGUUUGGCUUGUGAAAGUUUUUUUGGCUUCCUUAGUGAUGGUUCUAUGAUUUUAUUCGUAAAAUUCAUGAUUGGUGAUGAUCUCGAAGUGGAACAUCUGAAUGUUGGUAAACAGAUUUAUUAUAAAAUCCCUUGUCAAAUUUAUGAAAUUUACCUGAAUCUUGAAUUCCUAAAUUGUGUUGUUUAUGCUGAAAGAUUUACACAAGAUUCCAAGGAAAAGCUUACGAAUGAUGUUGUAUCUAGAUCAUUUUGCCUGGAAAUAUCUCCAAGGUAUACACUUAUCAAAUCAUACCGUAAAAAAUUCCAAAUUGCCUUAGACUUUGUAGCAAACAAAAUUAAUAAUUAUGUGGAGGAGGAACAUGAAAAAUCCAAUGCCAAUAUAUUAGCCAUUGUAAAUGAUCCAUCAUCAACUACUACCAAACGCACAAAGUGUGUUGAUAACGAGUAUGAAACUGCAAUCAAACCAAAGUACAUGGAAGUACUUUUUGAACUAAAGCUGAUGUAUGGUGAAAAAUUUGAAUCUAUUUCAAUAGAAAAUGAAAUGAAUAAAGCCAAUAUUGUUGAUAUUUUAGGUGGCAAAAAUAUUUUUAAAAAUAAUGGAUUGGUUGUAUCACUGUUAGACAUGAAUAACUUGGAAAAUUUAAAUUUCAAAGGUUUCCAAGGCUUCUUUAUCAGCAUGCAAUACUUAAAUGCAGUUACUCUUAAUUCUUUAAAUACCAGUGAAUGGCAGUUUUAUAAAUCAAGCAUUAUAAGUAAUCUUAAAGAUAUCCAUGCUAAUAAUAUGUGCCAUGGAGAUUUGUUUCCUGGAAACAUACUCGUUUCUAAAGUCAAGAUCGGUUCAUCAUACUUCCCUAUAGCUUAUUUUAUUGACUUCGGAAGAAGUAAACUUGGUAAACUUAGAGAUGGAAUGCUGUUUGAAAAUAUUACCUCUAAACCGGCACAGGUGUUGGAGGGUAUAGCUAGGGAUAACUUUGUUAUUGGUAAUUUAUUUUCAGCUGCAGUUGUUGAUGAUAUUUUAUUAAAACCAAAUUUUGAAAUUGAACUUUCAGAUAAUUCAAUCGCAUGUCUGAAAUUUCUUAUAUCUCAAGAACAGUUAUCGAAUUAUUUAACUCAAGAAUCAAGUGACGUCCAAGAAUUUAAUUUAGAAGUCAAAAACACAGUAGAUCCAGAGAAUCGUUUCAACGAUCCUAUCAGAUUAGCUAAAAUCUACCACAGGCUCCAGUAUAUUGAUGUUUUUAUGCCACUAGAAAUCUCAUCAUGUGAACUUAAUAUUGUCAUUAAUAACUUUUCAGAAAAAUUAGCCAGGGAAUUGGAUAAAUCAUUAAUUGAUCCUAUACAGAUCCAAGAGAAUUCAAAUCAACAGCAAUCACAGACAUUAGAGGAAGAUCAACUUGAAAUUAAUAUUGAAUUGCUGCGAGAAAAUCAAUCAAGUGAUUAUCCUGCUAAAGAUCAAUCUUAUAGUGCUGAUGAUCAAUCAAGUGAUUAUCGUGCCACUGAUGAAUCAACAGAUAAUCGUGCUAAUCAUCAAUCAACAGAUACUCGUGCUAAUGAUGAAUCAGAAGAAUCUAGUAUUGUCAGUUCGGCAGGGUACAGCAUCUCUUCGGUAGUACCAGGAUCUAUUGAAGCUUAUUCCGAUAAACCAUCAAAUAAACAUCAUGAAAGAAUAAAUAGACUUAACGAAUAUUUAGAUUUCUACGACGGUGUUCGGAGCUCUGAAGAUUUCCCUGACUUAGUUGAAAAGAUUCAGAACGAUCUUGAAAAAUCAAAUGUGGAAUUUUUUGAGAAAAACUCAAUAGAAAGGAUAUCGUCUUCAUUAAGAAGAAAACUUGGAUUAACAGUUGGUCGUGAAAAGAAAAUAGACUUUGUUCUUGAGUCAGAGAAGUUUCAUGUAACUCCAGACUUCACAUUCAUUAUGAAAGGUAAACAAAUUCCAGUUGAAGUAAAAAGUGAUCUAGUUAAUCUUUUUCAUGAAUAUGACGAAAAAGAUUUAGUUAAUAAGAAAAAUGAACCAUUCAUUAGUGUCAUAUCCCAAUUGUUCAGAGAGUGUAUUGCUUGCAAUCACUACUCUGGAUUUAUCACGGAUGGUAUAAUAACUCUUUAUGUUGAUUUUGAUUUAUCUGCAGAUCUAAAAGUAGUAGGAAAUAUUGGUCACUAUCAGUCUAUCAUUAGACGUUUUCAAUCUGACUUGCAAAAGAUUACCGAACAACUUAACUCAGUGAUGGCCGAAGUCAACGUAGCUACUGCCAGCAAGAUUGGUAAUAUAGAAUCAAGAUAUAAAACUGCAGAUGUUCUUUCAAGCAGUCAAACUAUUAAGGAUACCCCACCAAAACUUAAUACAAGACAUUUUCAAUUAAUUCAAACCAUUAAGAAGUCAUACGGUUCACGCUUUACUAGUGAAUCUGCAGCCAGCUUAUUUGGUAAGAUCAAUGUUUUGGAAAUUCUAAGUGGACAUAAAAUGAAUACCAAUAAUGCCCUUGUACUUAAAGUUAUGUACCAGCAGGAAUUACAUGUAUUAAAGAUAUACGAUCCCAUAUACACAAAUUCAAUCAAAAGACAAAAGUUUCGUUACCAUGAUACUAUGAAUGAUUGCAGUCGUUCAUUUGUAAGAGAGUGUAUAUCUUAUGAUAUAUUAGAAGGAAAAGAUUUCAUUCCUGAAGUGGUUGCGGUUGGAAUUUUAACAAGUCAGAAGCAUGAUAUUAUGGAAAAAUUCCCGUUUAUUCAAAAGAAGGUGGCCGAAACAGUUGAAAGAAGUUUAGAUAUAGAGAAGGCAGGUAUUGCCCAUGGUGAUAUAUUUGGAAAGAAUAUAUUAGUCCAGCAUCGUGGAAAAAACAAUGUACCAUAUGCUACUGCAAAAAGAUUCAAAAUCAUAUUUAUUGAUUUUGGUCUUAGCAGAAUCUCAAAGGCCAGGAAAGUAGUUAAGUAUGUACCAAUCGCUGCAAGUGCCAAUAAAAUGGAAAAGGCUAAGAAUAGAGAUAAAGCGUUGCUUAAAAGAUUACUUGGAAUAAGCAAAAGGCAGAAAAUUUAA